Messenger RNA from Baudoinia panamericana UAMH 10762, 656 nucleotides. RefSeq lists its product as uncharacterized. The transcript is spliced from 2 exons. The record is from RefSeq and is a predicted model, not a curated record. Lineage: Eukaryota; Fungi; Ascomycota; Dothideomycetes; Mycosphaerellales; Teratosphaeriaceae. Bases 35 to 610 code for a protein of 191 amino acids.
GCCUUCGUUGUGCGUUCGUUGCAACCUAACGUAAAUGGACAAUUCUACAAGUGUUGCGACUGCCAGAUUCGUUGGCAUUGUGUUUCCAACACUCUAUGCAGGCUUUACGGCUUCUGACUCGUUGACCUUCGUUGAACCCAUUGUCAAUCAUGCGUCAAGCCAAAAAGUCAUGGCGAAGCAAUGGCUGAAUGGUUAUCAGUAUGGACCUCUUUGGGUGCCACCGCUUGUCGCUCCUGGCACGUUGGCAAAUGUGUAUCUUGCUCUAUCUGCACCAGAGCCGUUUCAGCGAUCCCUAUACAUCACAGCCGCCAUGGGCAUCUUCAGCAUCCUUCCCAUCACCUUCUUCUACAUGGAGCCGGGUAUAAAUGGAGCGACCAAGUGGAAGGUUCAGACACUGUUGAAGGAUGAGGGUUUCAAUAUGGAAGACACCAGCAUAUGGUAUCCGUCGGCCCACCGCCACGGAUCGACGCAGGCAAGUAGACAGUGGGCAGAAGAGACGGACAUGAAGGAUCUGAUCUUGUUCUGGCGUCGUGUGAACAACUUUCGAUGGGUUCUUGCCCUGAGCGCGGUUGCUUUGAGCGGAUAUGCGACGUUUGCGCAUCUACGAUAGCGGUUCGACUAUUUCGCAAAAGGGCGGUCUCGUGCUUAAGUAGUUA